Messenger RNA from Microdochium trichocladiopsis, 1638 nucleotides. Its product is annotated as MFS multidrug transporter. Gene Ontology annotation, biological process: transmembrane transport. The transcript is spliced from 6 exons. The record is from RefSeq and is a predicted model, not a curated record. Lineage: Eukaryota; Fungi; Ascomycota; Sordariomycetes; Xylariales; Microdochiaceae. Bases 1 to 1638 code for a protein of 545 amino acids. Gene Ontology annotation, molecular function: transmembrane transporter activity.
AUGCCACAUUUUCUCCCCGUGAAGCUCGGAGGAAAGAUCAGGAAGUCAACAGACUGUGCGGAAAAACGGGAAUGCAGUCUGCCGUCGUUCGAUUUUGAGACCAGGCCGCCCUUCGAGGCGGCAUUUGACGUGGAAUCUCUGUACAGGAUACGCUACAGUUGCGAUUCCCAAGAGCCACUUGCGCCCAGUGCAGAUUCUGCUUCACAAUUCAGUGAUGACCAGAAUAACCCAUUGGUGCUGACAUGGAGCGGUCCGGACGACCCCCAGCACCCUCUCAACUGGUCCCGCUCACGCAAAUGGGUCGCCACAAUUCUAGUCUCGUGCUUCACAUUCAUCUCGCCCUUCUCAUCGACGAUGGUCACACCUGCACUACCACAAAUGAGCAGCGAUCUGGGUGUCCCCGAGAACGAAUCUUUCACGCGGGUCUUGUUCAUGACCAUAUUCCUGCUCGGAUACGCGCAGGGCCCCUUUGUGCUGGCACCGCUGUCUGAGAUCUUUGGAAGGGUUUGUGUCCUCCAGUAUGCAAAUUUGGUGUACCUGGUAUUCAAUACCGCAUGCGGCUUUGCGCAGACUAGGGAUCAGAUGUUGGUUUUUCGAUUCUUGAGUGGCAUCGGUGGAAGUGCACCACAGGCACUCUGCAACGGUGUUCUGGCAGACGUCUGGCGCAAGGAGGAGCGCGGUCUGGGACAGUCCAUCUACGGGACGCUAACGUCCAUCGGACCAUGCGUCGCUCCUAUUGUCGGUGCUUAUGUCUCUCGCUCAACGUCUUGGCGGUGGAUAUUUUGGGCAACCUCGCUCUUCGAUGUUCUUGUCCAGCUUCUGGCGCUCCUGUUUCUCCGCGAGACAUAUGCCCCUGCAAUACUCGCAAAGAAAGCCAAGGCAUUGCGCAAGGAGACUGGCAAUAAGCACAUUCGCACCGAGUACGACACGCCCGAAAAGACGUUCGGGGCGAUUCUGAGGCGACGCCUGACGCUGCCGUUCAUUAUGCUGUUCACACACCCCGCUGUACAGUUUCCGUCAUUAUAUAGAGCGGUGCUUUACGGGGUCAUGUACCUGGUGCUCUCAACCUAUGAUUGGAUAUGGACGGAGGAGUAUCGCCUCGACGCGGGCACCGGGAGCUUACACUAUCUCGCCUUGUGCAUUGGUUUCUUGGUGGGCCUGCAGAUCAGUCACCCUCUCAUGGACGGCCUCUACGCCAAGCUGAAAGCCCACCAUAACACCCCGGACGGCAAGCCCGAGUACCGCGCCCCGCCAAUGGUCCUCGGCGGCCUGCUCGCCCCCGUCGGCCUGUUCUUGUUCGGCUGGGCCGCACACACGCACCAGCACUGGAUCGUGCCGGACAUGGGCGCCGCAGUGUUCUGCUGUGGCCUCAUCAUCGCGUUCCAGAGCUCGCAGGCGUACAUUACCGAUGCGUAUGGGGCUGGCCACGCCGCGAGCGCGUCGGCGGUGGGCGCGUUCUUGAGGACGAUGUGCGGAUUCGGGUUCCCGCUCUUCGCACCGAGGAUGUAUGAGAGUUUAGGGCUUGGGUGGGGCAAUAGCAUGCUUGGGUUCGUGACGCUGGCAUUGGGAGUGCCGUGUCCGCUGUUAUUGUGGGUGUUUGGUCACAAGUUGAGGGAGUGGAGCACCAGAGGCCUGUGA